UCUCCACCUUAAAACAAAUAACUGACAAACGGCUGCUUAAAUAUUGCCACUAAAAAUUUGCAAGACUGCAUACUUAACGGCACAAUUCAUCCAUCGUCUUCUCUUGACUGGGUCGCGUCUUAUCUGAAGAUGGGUUCUCUCCAAGUCCUUGUUUGUCUGCUGGGUCUGUUUGUCCUGUGUCACUCUGACUGCUCCUUCCAGGAGUUGGUGACUAAAGAUCUGAAAAACCCUCCAAAAGGGUGUGUGGAUAAAGAUGGAAAGCAGCAUGCUUUUGGCUCUGAAUGGGUGAGAGACUGCCAGGACUGUUUUUGCACAAAAGAGGGUUUGAGCUGCUGCAGCAAGUUCCCUGAUCCAGACAGCGUAGACCUCCCUGAAGAGUGUGAGCUGGUUGUUGAUAAGGUGGCCUGCUCUGCCAAAAUGGUCCUGAAGUCAGACAAAACAAAAGAGUGUAGUCCUCUCUGAACUCAUAAAGUAAACUCCACAAAUUGGAGUAAUCAAUUUUAUGUUUCACCACUUCUCAACUUGAUUAAGAUGUGCUCCUACAUUACCUACCAUUGUUAAGUACCCUUGCUUAACAAAAUCCACAACCUUACCAAUGAAAUACUUUAUCUGUCAUGUUUUAAAUUUAGUAGCAAUAAAAUUAAAAGCUAUUCCA
This is a messenger RNA of Melanotaenia boesemani (Boeseman's rainbowfish), 655 nucleotides long. It is a transcript of the gene msmb, whose product is annotated as beta-microseminoprotein. NCBI's taxonomy places the organism in Eukaryota, Metazoa, Chordata, Actinopteri, Atheriniformes, Melanotaeniidae. The coding region runs from base 130 to 462 and encodes 110 amino acids. The transcript has 4 exons. The record is from RefSeq and is a predicted model, not a curated record.